AUGUCACACGUAUCAAUUGUAACGGGAGCGUCAAGGGGUAUGUGUCAACUUGCUAACUCAAGUCAUAGCUAAGACUAAUUUAAAAAAUUUGCCAGAAUUGCGAAACUAAUUGAAAAAUUGUUGCAGGGAUCGGUGAAGCAAUUGUCGAUAUUCUUUUGCAAAACAAGGGGUCAAAAGUCGUUGCCGUUGCCAGGUCAAAAGAAGCACUCGUUGCAUUGCAAACCAAAUACGGCAAGGAUAGAGUCGAGAUUGUUGCCGGCGACGUGACAGCAUCGGAAACUUCCAAGCAGGCAGUAGCGACAGCCAUUUCCAAGUUUGGCCAGUUGAACUCGGUGAUCGCCAAUGCCGGAGUCAUUGAUCCAGUGGGCAAGAUCGAAGAGACGGCAAUUGAGGAUUGGAAGAAAUUGUAUGACAUCAACUUGUUUUCCGUCGUGCAGUUGAUUCAACACGCGUUGCCCGAGUUGCAAAAGACGAAAGGUAACGUUGUUGCUGUGAGUUCCGGCGCCGCGACUUCAGCAUAUAGCGGAUGGUACGCGUACGGAAGCUCGAAAGCCGCCUUGAACCACCUCAUAUUGUCACUAGCUACCGAAGAGAAAAACUCGGGAGUCCAAGCCAUUUCCAUAGCUCCCGGAGUUGUUGCUACCGAUAUGCAAAAGGAAAUCAGAGAAAAACACGGCGUUGGAAUGAAUCCUGAGGUAUGGCAAAGAUUCAUUGACUUGCAUAAGAAUAAGCAAUUGGUUGACGCCGAUGAGCCUGGUGCUGUGUUGGCUAAUUUGGCUUUAAAAGGAUGGCCGGAGGAAGUCAAUGGUCAGUUUUUGAGAUACAACGAUGAAAAGCUCUCGUCAUACCGGAAAUGA
Lodderomyces beijingensis is the source of this 857-nucleotide messenger RNA. NCBI's taxonomy places the organism in Eukaryota, Fungi, Ascomycota, Pichiomycetes, Serinales, Debaryomycetaceae. The record is from the annotation of a GenBank genome assembly.